GCCCGGAGCCGAGCGGCCGCCGCGCCCCGGAGCCCGGCCCGGCCCCGCCCGCUCUGGGCCCCCGCAGGCCAAGGCCGCCGGGCGGGGGCGGGGACGACCAACUUGGGGCGCGGCGCAGCCCCGCUCUCCCGAGAGCUCGGAGCCCGGGAGCGCCACGGCCGCGGCCAGACGGCGGGAGCGGAGCGCGGCGAGCGGAGGCGGCGAGCGGCGCCCGCGCUGCAGCCCCGGCCUGGGCGAGAGCGCGAAUAUUUUUCAAAAGACUCAAACUUUCCUCCUUUCCCCGUUUUCUGGGGCGCCUCUUGCCUGGAAUUGCUCUCCAGAUUCCCGCGGAGCGCCGGGCUGCUAUUCCUCCCCCGGGUUUAUCGGCGGCUCGGCUAACUUCACGGACCCGGGGACCCGGGGAUCCGUGGCGCUCGUCCCUCGGCCGAACCCAGCCCGCGCUGCUCCCCGGAUCAGGAGGGCCGGGCCCGGGGCUCCUUCGCCGCCGCGAGUGCUUUCAGCCCGGCCCCCUGGAGUCGGGCCGCUGAGCCCACGGCAGCGGCCGCAGGACUGGAAACAGCAGAUUGAUUAACUCGAGCGGAGCCCCGGCCUCCCUGACUCCGCUCCGCUGAGGGGCGGCCCCAGUGCGGGGAAACGACAAGUUUGUCAGUCGUCUGUGGCCUGUUGGAUCGAAGCGCCGCCGCCGCCGCCGCCGAGAGGUCCCCGGCGCCCAGCAUCCCGCGCGGACAGCCCUGGGGACCCGGGGCGGCUCGGCGGCCGGGCUCCUCGGGUCGGGGCGCUGGCUGCUGUGCCGGGCGCGCCGAGGCACCCGGGGCUGGGCCAGCGCCCCCUGCGUCCCCACGCGGGCAGCGGCCCCGCCGGAGGAGAAACCCGGGUCGCCGCCACCUCCGCCUCUUCAGUCUUCUGGUCUUCGUCGCCGCUCUCUCUCUCACCUCUCAGGGAAAGGGGGGGACAUAGGGGCGUCGCGGGGCCCCGACGAAUGCGCCCCCCGCCGCCUCUCGGGCUGCGCCGCCUCGCGGGGAUGAAGCACCGGCCGUGAAGAUGGAGGUGACCUGCCUUCUACUUCUGGCGCUGAUCCCCUUCCACUGCCGGGGACAAGGAGUCUACGCUCCAGCCCAGGCGCAGAUUGUGCAUGCGGGCCAGGCAUGUGUGGUGAAAGAGGACAAUAUCAGCGAGCGUGUCUACACCAUCCGGGAGGGGGACACCCUCAUGCUGCAGUGCCUUGUAACAGGGCACCCUCGACCCCAGGUACGGUGGACCAAGACAGCAGGUAGCGCCUCGGACAAGUUCCAGGAGACAUCCGUGUUCAACGAGACGCUGCGCAUCGAGCGUAUUGCACGCACGCAGGGCGGCCGCUACUACUGCAAGGCUGAGAACGGCGUGGGGGUGCCGGCCAUCAAGUCCAUCCGCGUGGACGUGCAGUACCUGGAUGAGCCAAUGCUGACGGUCCACCAGACGGUGAGCGAUGUGCGAGGCAACUUCUACCAGGAGAAAACGGUGUUCCUGCGCUGUACUGUCAACUCCAACCCGCCUGCCCGCUUCAUCUGGAAGCGGGGUUCUGAUACCCUAUCCCACAGCCAGGACAAUGGGGUGGACAUCUAUGAGCCCCUCUACACUCAGGGGGAGACCAAGGUCCUGAAGCUGAAGAACCUGCGGCCUCAGGACUAUGCCAGCUACACCUGCCAGGUGUCUGUGCGUAACGUGUGCGGCAUCCCAGACAAGGCCAUCACCUUCCGGCUCACCAACACUACGGCACCACCAGCCCUGAAGCUGUCUGUGAACGAAACUCUGGUGGUGAACCCUGGGGAGAAUGUGACGGUGCAGUGUCUGCUGACAGGCGGUGAUCCCCUCCCCCAGCUGCAGUGGUCCCAUGGCCCUGGCCCACUGCCCCUGGGUGCUCUGGCCCAAGGUGGCACCCUCAGCAUCCCUUCAGUGCAGGCCCGGGACUCUGGCUACUACAACUGCACAGCCACCAACAAUGUGGGCAACCCUGCCAAGAAGACCGUCAACCUGCUGGUGCGAUCCAUGAAGAAUGCUACAUUCCAGAUCACUCCUGACGUGAUCAAAGAGAGUGAGAACAUCCAGCUGGGCCAGGACCUGAAGCUAUCAUGCCAUGUGGAUGCAGUGCCCCAGGAGAAGGUGACCUACCAGUGGUUCAAGAAUGGCAAGCCGGCACGCAUGUCCAAGCGGCUGCUGGUGACCCGCAAUGAUCCUGAGCUGCCCGCAGUCACCAGCAGCCUAGAGCUCAUUGACCUGCACUUCAGUGACUAUGGCACCUACCUGUGCAUGGCUUCUUUCCCAGGGGCACCCGUGCCCGACCUCAGCGUCGAGGUCAACAUCUCCUCUGAGACAGUGCCACCCACCAUCAGUGUGCCCAAGGGUAGGGCCGUGGUGACCGUGCGCGAAGGAUCGCCUGCCGAGCUGCAAUGCGAGGUGCGGGGCAAGCCGCGGCCGCCGGUGCUCUGGUCCCGCGUGGACAAGGAGGCUGCACUGCUGCCCUCAGGGCUGCCCCUGGAGGAGACUCCGGACGGGAAGCUGCGGCUGGAGCGAGUGAGCCGAGACAUGAGCGGGACCUACCGCUGCCAGACGGCCCGCUAUAAUGGCUUCAACGUGCGCCCCCGUGAGGCCCAGGUGCAGCUGAACGUGCAGUUCCCGCCGGAGGUGGAGCCCAGUUCCCAGGACGUGCGCCAGGCGCUGGGCCGGCCCGUGCUCCUGCGCUGCUCGCUGCUGCGAGGCAGCCCCCAGCGCAUCGCCUCGGCUGUGUGGCGUUUCAAAGGGCAGCUGCUGCCGCCGCCGCCUGUUGUUCCCGCCGCCGCCGAGGCGCCGGAUCACGCGGAGCUGCGCCUCGACGCCGUAACUCGCGACAGCAGCGGCAGCUACGAGUGCAGCGUCUCCAACGAUGUGGGCUCGGCUGCCUGCCUCUUCCAGGUUUCCGCCAAAGCCUACAGCCCGGAGUUUUACUUCGACACCCCCAACCCCACCCGCAGCCACAAGCUGUCCAAGAACUACUCCUACGUGCUGCAGUGGACUCAGAGGGAGCCCGAUGCUGUCGACCCUGUGCUCAACUACAGACUCAGCAUCCGCCAGUUGAACCAGCACAAUGCGGUGGUCAAGGCCAUCCCGGUCCGGCGUGUGGAGAAGGGGCAGCUGCUGGAGUACAUCCUGACCGAUCUCCGUGUGCCCCACAGCUAUGAAGUCCGCCUCACACCCUAUACCACCUUCGGGGCUGGUGACAUGGCCUCCCGCAUCAUCCACUACACAGAGCACAACACUUGCCAUUUUGAGGAUGAGAAGAUCUGUGGCUAUACCCAGGACCUGACAGACAACUUUGACUGGACGCGGCAGAAUGCCCUCACCCAGAACCCCAAACGCUCCCCCAACACUGGUCCCCCCACUGACAUAAGUGGCACCCCUGAGGGCUACUACAUGUUCAUUGAGACGUCGAGGCCUCGGGAGCUGGGGGACCGUGCAAGGUUAGUGAGUCCCCUCUACAAUGCCAGCGCCAAGUUCUACUGCGUCUCCUUCUUCUACCACAUGUACGGGAAACACAUCGGCUCCCUCAACCUCCUGGUGCGGUCCCGGAACAAAGGGGCUCUGGACACGCACGCCUGGUCCCUCAGUGGCAAUAAGGGCAAUGUGUGGCAGCAGGCCCAUGUGCCCAUCAGCCCCAGUGGGCCCUUCCAGAUUAUUUUUGAAGGGGUUCGAGGCCCGGGUUACCUGGGGGAUAUUGCCAUAGAUGACGUCACACUGAAGAAGGGGGAGUGUCCUCGGAAGCAGAUGGAUCCCAAUAAAGGGAUCCUGCUCUGUGGCCUGGACAGUGAGGACCUGCAUCCUGGUCUGCUCCCAGUGAACUUGUGUCCUCGUGCAUUUGUUCAUUCAGCAAAUACCAACCAAACACUGCCUUUGUGGAAGCCCCUGUUUAAUGGGAGAGAUGGACAGUAAGCUAAUAAUGACACCAAGACAUAUAUAAUGAUGGGUACAGUGAGGGCUGGGAAGGGAAAUUGGUGCUAUGAGAGAAGGUAAGAAGAGGGUUCUUAUUUGGGUUGGGGCUUUGGGGAAGACUUCUGUAAGACAUUUAGGAGAGACAGAAUGAUUGGAGUUAGCCUGUUGGGGCUGGGAGAGGCUUCUGAGCAGAGGGAACAGAAUAUGCAAAGGCCAACAGGGCCCAAAAACUUAGAAUGCUCAAGGAAGGGGAGUAAGGGCAAAGGAGGAGGAAUAAAGUUGGUAUGGUGGUUGAAAUGCCAUUUUCCCUUCUCAGCACCCAACCCUACCAUCCCUCCUACACGUGUGGAGUCCCUUCCCUCUUAAUCUCUAUUCUGGCCCUAUAGACCCCACCCUGCACCCUACUUGGGGCUGCCUCCCUUAUUCACCACCAGCUAGCUGCAUCCUUGCCCUAAAAUCAAGUUAUGUCAACCUUUCCCUUUAUCCCAGACCUCUCAGAAUUCUAGAAUUUCAGAGCUAGGAGGUCCUUAAAGGUCACUUAUUUCAAACAUCUACUCAUAUAUUAUAGGUGAGAUGGGCUUGCCAAGGUCACGAGGAUAGGCAGUGAUGAGCAUUUGCAAAGUGACCCCAAAUCAAGGGUGUGGAUGUCAUGAUAUGGACUACAUCAUAUCAGGCAAAUGACAGGAAGUGUCUUUCAGGUUACUUGGUUACAAUGAUUCAGGUAGGUCGAUUGGGCAGUUUCACUUCCAUGUUCCAGAUGGGGAAAGUGAAGCUCAGAUUACAAGACCAAGGGCUCCCUCUCCCUACCACCUAAGUUUUAUUGGCUCUCGUGUUGGGUAACUUCUUGCUGCCACACCUGGCCUUUCUUUUCUAAUGGAAGAGAAAGGGUCUAAGGGACUCACCACUGCUGUAGGUUGGCUCCUUGAGCACAGGAAGAGAAAUCCAGUCAAGCUCACUCAAGUACAGGAGCAUUAUUGUGAAGACAAAUACAGUGAGGGGGAUGGGCACUCAGAAAUCCAAACAGGAGUUGCAACAGCGAUGGUUUUCCUGAACCAGAUGGGCAUUUUGGAUUCAAGGUAGCUCUAGGAUCAUUGUCUACAGAAGCUUCUGGUGCCUCACCUGUGGUAGAAUGAAGAUGGCUGUAAAUCCCAUGUUAUCCUUCCUGUAGAGAGGCAGAGUCUAAUUCCCUUCCUCUUGAAUCUGGGUUGCUCUUAGUGCCUUGUUUGUGCAAUAGAGUGUGACAUGCUGAGUUGAAGAUGCCUUGGAGCUUCAGCUCAGGCCUCUUGGAACGUUCUCUCUGGAAGCCCUGAACUGCUACCUAGGAUGUCCUCUGAGUUGCUCUGAGACCACCAUGCUGGAGGGGCUUCAGCUGACCAUCCCAGCUGAGUCCAGCCUUCCAGCCAUCUCCACCAAAGCACCAGAAGAUAUGGGAGUGCAGCUGCCUCAGACCUUCCAGACCAGCCUAACUGCCACCUGAAUUGCUCGGCCAAGCUCUGUCCA
Molecule: messenger RNA, 5442 nt
Organism: Pongo pygmaeus (Bornean orangutan)
Lineage: Eukaryota; Metazoa; Chordata; Mammalia; Primates; Hominidae
Gene: MDGA1
Product: MAM domain containing glycosylphosphatidylinositol anchor 1
Exons: 16
Coding region: 1042-3942 (966 amino acids)
Biological process (GO): homophilic cell-cell adhesion; synapse organization
Cellular component (GO): neuronal cell body; plasma membrane; axon
Molecular function (GO): protein binding; axon guidance receptor activity
Source: RefSeq, a predicted model, not a curated record